UAGUAUUUUUGUCCCAGUAUAUUUUGAGCCAGACGACACGGUCACACUGCUUACAAAAUUUCGGGACGGAAGUCGCCGGACAACGAUACCAAUAGACCCACAGGAAAGCGAACCACACGGAGAACAUGCUCCGAUCCCGACUCGUACAGGCGGCGUGUUCCGCCCAGCGCGCCUUCUCCACCAGUCAGAAGGCCCUUGCUGCCAAGCAGAUGACCGUUCGAGAUGCCCUCAACAGCGCCCUGGACGACGAGCUGGCCCGCGACGACCGCGUCUUCCUGAUCGGCGAGGAGGUGGCCCAGUACGACGGUGCCUACAAGGUCUCCCGUGGUCUGUGGAAAAAGUAUGGUGACAAGCGAAUCAUCGACACGCCAAUCACAGAGAUGGGCUUCGCCGGAAUUGCCACCGGAGCGGCCAUGGCCGGCCUGCGUCCCGUCUGCGAGUUCAUGACCUUCAACUUUGCCAUGCAGGCCAUCGACCACAUCAUCAAUUCGGCCGCCAAGACCUUCUACAUGUCCGCCGGCGCCGUCAACGUACCCAUUGUGUUCCGUGGCCCCAAUGGCGCCGCCCAGGGUGUGGCUGCCCAGCACUCACAGUGCUUCGCUGCCUGGUACGCCCACUGCCCCGGCCUAAAGGUCGUCUCGCCCUACGACUCGGAAGAUGCUCGUGGCCUCCUGAAGGCCGCCAUCCGUGAUCCCGAUCCAGUUGUAGUGCUGGAAAACGAGUUGAUGUACGGCACAGCGUUCCCAAUCGGCGACAAUGUGACCGACAAGGAUUUCCUGGUGCCCAUCGGCAAGGCGAAGAUAAUGCGGCCGGGAAAGGACAUCACCAUUGUGGCGCAUUCCAAGGCGGUGGAGACGUCGCUGCUGGCAGCCGCCGAGUUGGCCAAGAAGGGCAUCGAAGCUGAAGUCAUUAACCUGCGUUCCAUUCGUCCGUUGGACGCGGCGACCAUUUUCGCUUCGGUCCGAAAGACCCACCAUCUGAUCACCGUGGAGAACGGCUGGCCACAGCACGGCGUUGGUGCCGAGAUCUGUGCCCGCAUCAUGGAGGACCAGACCUUCUUCGAGCUGGACGCCCCCGUCUGGCGCUGCGCCGGCGUCGAUGUACCCAUGCCCUAUGCCAAGACACUGGAGGCUCAUGCCCUGCCACGUGUCCAGGAUCUCGUGGAAGCGGCGCUUAAGGUGUUGGGUGGAAAGGCGGGUAAGGCUGCUGCCGCCGCCAAGUAGAACUACGCAUCACCGAACACUAACCCCCAAGCUAUCUAAAUUGAAUGUCCUUAUCGAGAAACGCUGCUAUUGGUUUAACCGAGCUCUGUUCCCGCACUCAAAUUGAAAAGCACCAAGCUGGAAAACGAAAAAAGGGAAAUCGAUCGUAUUGAAAAGUUUCAAACGUGCUAGUUGAAUUAUUUGGUCAUAGAAAUCUCUUUUGAAAAUAAACGAAAAUAUUUAAAUAUG
Molecule: messenger RNA, 1451 nt
Organism: Drosophila serrata
Lineage: Eukaryota; Metazoa; Arthropoda; Insecta; Diptera; Drosophilidae
Gene: Pdhb
Product: Pyruvate dehydrogenase E1 beta subunit
Biological process (GO): pyruvate decarboxylation to acetyl-CoA
Cellular component (GO): pyruvate dehydrogenase complex
Molecular function (GO): pyruvate dehydrogenase (acetyl-transferring) activity
Source: RefSeq, a predicted model, not a curated record